Messenger RNA from Linum trigynum, 453 nucleotides. The record is from the annotation of a GenBank genome assembly. Lineage: Eukaryota; Viridiplantae; Streptophyta; Magnoliopsida; Malpighiales; Linaceae.
AUGCAAAACGAUAGAGGGAAGAAAGAAGCCCAGAUUCGGAGCUACGAUUCGCGAGUAGCAGCGAUUGGAUACGAAACCCUAGGAGAAAGAAGUGAAGAAGGAGCUGGAACGGAAUCAUGGAUGGACAUGGGAAUUGGGAGGUUGCUCCUCCGUUGGUUUGGAGGAGGAAGGAAAUGGAACGCUAUCAGAGUGCUUAACAUCAGGUCAAUCCAAGUGGGUCACAUCGAGAAGACGGGGACGGGGUCCGCCGUUCUUGCGUCCUUGACCGACGUUGGGUGGAUUGUCAUUGAAGGCAUCGUCGCCAGUCAGAAGGGUAACUUCAACGAGUUCAAGAUUCCCUGUCACAUCCACAUUUUCGCCAGUGUUGAGAAUUUCGAGUUGGUUAGGGCUUCGAUUGAUAGAGGUUGUGUGAUGGGAAUUGUAGUUGUAGCUCUGGGUCGGUGCUGGGGCUAG